UAAACAAGGAAAUUAACAGGCUCAGUUUAUGAACCUCUAAAAAGCAUUAAUCUUCCAAGACCUGAUAAUGAAACUCUGUGGGAUAAAUUGGAUCAUUAUUACAGAAUUGUCAAGUCAACAUUGCUGUCAUAUCAAAGUCCAACCACAGGUCUCUUCCAACCAAAACUUGUGGUGGUGAUCAGAAGGCCAAGAUCCAGGACAGUCUGUACUGUGCUGCUGGUGCCUGGGCUUUGGCUCUAGCAUACAGGCGCCAUUGAUGAUGACAAGGGAAGGACCCAUGAGUUGGAGCCUCAGCUAUAAAAUGUAUGAGAGGAAUUCUCUACUGCUAUAUGCGUCAGGCCGAUAAGGUCCAGCAAUUUAAGCAGGAUCCUCGUCCAACAACUUGUCUUCACUCUUUUCAAUGUGCAUACAGGAGAUGAAUUGCUCUCCUAUGAGGAAUAUGGUCAUCUUCAGAUAAAUGCAGUGUCACUCUAUCUUCUUUAGUGGAAAUGAUUUCCUCAGGACUCCAGAUUAUCUAUAACACUGAUGAGGUGUCUUUUAUUCAAAACCUUGUAUUUUGUGUAGAAAGAGUUUACCGUGUUCCUGACUUUGGUAUUUGGGAAAGAGGAAGCAAAUAUAAUAAUGGCAGCACAGAGCUGCAUUCAAGCUCUGUUGGCUUAGCAAAAGCAGCUCUAGAAGCAAUUAAUGGAUUCAACCUUUUUGGCAACCAGGGCUGUUCUUGGUCAGUUAUUUUUGUGGAUCUCGAUGCUCACAAUCGCAACAGGCAAACUUUGUGCUCACUAUUACCCAGAGAAUCAAGAUCUCAUAACACAGAUGCCGCCCUGCUUCCCUGCAUCAGUUAUCCUGCAUUUGCCCUGGAUGAUGAAGUUCUGUUUAACCAGACACUUGAUAAAGUAGUUAGAAAAUUAAAAGGAAAAUAUGGUUUUAAGCGUUUCUUGAGAGAUGGGUAUAGAACAUCAUUGGAGGAUCCAAACAGACGCUACUACAAACCAGCUGAAAUUAAGCUAUUUGAUGGCAUUGAAUGUGAAUUUCCCAUAUUUUUCCUUUACAUGAUGAUUGAUGGAGUUUUUAGAGGCAAUCCCAAACAAGUCAAGGAAUAUCAGGAUCUUUUGACUCCAGUACUUCAUCAGACCACAGAAGGAUAUCCUGUGGUACCAAAGUACUAUUAUGUGCCAGCUGACUUUGUAGAAUAUGAAAAAAGAAACCCAGGUAGUCAAAAGCGAUUUCCUAGCAACUGUGGCCGUGAUGGAAAACUGUUUCUUUGGGGACAAGCCCUUUAUAUCAUCGCAAAACUACUGGCUGAUGAAUUAAUCAGUCCUAAAGACAUUGAUCCUAUUCAGCGUUAUAUCCCACGACAAAAUCAACGUAAUGUGAGCAUGAGAUACUCCAAUCAGGGCCCACUGGAAAAUGAUUUGGUAGUUCACGUAGCACUUGUAGCAGAAAGCCAACGCCUUCAGGUUUUUCUCAACACUUAUGGUAUUCAAACUCAAACUCCUCAGCAGGUGGAACCCAUUCAGAUAUGGCCUCAGCAGGAGCUUGUGAAAGCUUAUUUCCACUUGGGCAUCAAUGAAAAGUUAGGGCUCUCCGGAAGGCCAGAUAGGCCCAUUGGCUGCCUUGGUACAUCAAAGAUUUACCGUAUUCUGGGAAAGACUGUGGUUUGUUACCCUAUCAUCUUUGACCUAAGUGAUUUCUACAUGUCUCAAGAUGUUUUACUGCUGAUAGAUGACAUAAAGAAUGCACUACAGUUCAUUAAGCAAUAUUGGAAAAUGCAUGGACGUCCACUUUUCCUCGUUCUUAUCCGGGAAGACAAUAUAAGAGGCAGCCGGUUCAACCCCAUAUUAGAUAUGCUGGCAGCCUUUAAAAAGGGGAUGAUUGGAGGAGUCAAAGUUCAUGUUGAUCGUCUACAGACACUAAUAUCUGGAGCUGUAGUAGAACAACUUGACUUCCUACGAAUCAGUGACACAGAAGAGCUUCCGGAAUUUAAGAGUUUUGAGGAAUUACAAUUUCCCAAACAUUCAAAAGUCAAGCGACAAAGCAGCACCCCUGAUGCCCCUGAACUGAAGCAACAACCAAACAUUACCAUUACUGAAUGGAAAAACAAAUCCACCCAUGAUAUUCUUCAAAAACUGAAUGAUUGUACUUGUCUGGCUAGCCAAACCAUCCUGCUGGGUAUACUGCUCAAAAGAGAAGGCCCCAACUUCAUCACAAAGGAAGGUACCGUUUCUGAUCACAUUGAGAGAGUCUAUAGAAGAGCUGGCAGCAAAAAACUUUGGUCGGUUGUACGCCGUGCAGCAAGUCUAUUAAGUAAAGUAGUGGACAGCCUGGCCCCAUCCAUUACUAAUGUUUUAGUUCAGGGCAAACAGGUAACUCUGGGUGCCUUUGGGCAUGAAGAAGAGGUUAUCUCUAAUCCUCUGUCUCCAAGAGUGAUUAAGAACAUCAUCUAUUAUAAAUGUAAUACCCAUGAUGAGCGGGAAGCCGUCCUUCAGCAAGAACUGGUCAUCCAUAUUGGCUGGAUCAUCUCCAAUAACCCUGAGUUAUUCCGUGGCAUGCUGAAAAUUCGAAUUGGGUGGAUCAUCCAUGCAAUGGAAUAUGAACUACAGAUCCGUGGUGGAGACAAGCCAGCCAUAGACUUAUAUCAGCUGUCACCUAGUGAAGUUAAACAACUUCUGUUAGAUAUUCUCCAGCCUCAACAGAAUGGAAGGUGUUGGCUGAACAAACGUCAGAUUGAUGGGUCUUUGAAUAGAACUCCCCCCGGGUUCUAUGAUCGAGUGUGGCAGAUCCUGGAGCGAACACCCAAUGGCAUCAUUGUAGCUGGGAAGCAUUUGCCACAGCAACCAACUCUGUCAGAUAUGACCAUGUAUGAGAUGAAUUUUUCUCUCCUUGUUGAAGACAUGUUGGGAAAUAUUGACCAGCCAAAGUACAGACAGAUCGUUGUGGAGUUACUAAUGGUUGUAUCCAUUGUACUGGAAAGAAACCCUGAGCUGGAAUUUCAAGACAAAGUAGAUCUAGAUAGACUGGUGAAAGAAGCAUUUCAUGAAUUUCAAAAAGAUGAGAGUCGGCUAAAAGAAAUAGAAAAACAAGAUGACAUGACUUCCUUUUACAACACUCCCCCCCUGGGAAAAAGAGGAACAUGCAGCUAUUUGACAAAGGUUGUAAUGAAUUUGCUGCUGGAAGGAGAAGUCAAGCCAAGCAAUGAUGACUCGUGUCUGGUUAGCUAGUGAAGAAGAUGUAAGAGGCUCUCUUGAGACACUUUUCCUAGAAGUGUGUUAAGCUUUGUGUUGCAGCUCAAUCAAGGUAGUGGUUAACAGCUGACCUGAUGGUGCUGAUGAGGUGAUUGCCACACCCUUGACCUUUGCAUGCCAUUGCCAAUCAAAUGGUACAAAACGCUUUUAACCAAGUGAAAGAAGUUUUCAUGAUGAUGCCAACUAUAAUAAGAGUCUUCACUAGAUGAUGGAAAUGGUUUAUGAAUUGAAACACUGCACGUUUUAUGAUCAAAUAGCUCAUCAAAAUCAAUCUUUGCUCUUUCAACUGAAUUUUCACCUUCUUGCCAUUAAAAUGAAUGUGCCAACUAGUACUGCUUACUAGAAAACAGAAUGUACUGGAAGAAUGGUGAGCAUUUCCUACAUGGCAUUGUCAUGUUAGAAAAAGAUGUUAAUAUGCAUCAGUAAAGCAAAAAUAGCUAGCUGAUACUUGAUUUUCAGCAACUGCAUAUUAAUAUUUCAGUAUACAGAGCUAUUGUAUAAUUUUUACUCUGUAAACAUGACUGGUUUUAUGUUUGUGCUAAAAUACAAAUAUAUUUUAGCUAAAACUUCAUGUAAUAGAUCUAUACCUUAUCAAAUAUUUUCUUUGAGCUCCUGUUAAAAAUAUAACAUGUGUAGGAUUGUUCAAAAGUGUGUUAAAUUUAGGACUGUCAGCCUUGUAAAAGCAAAAGUCAUUAAAUUUUAUUUCUGAAUUAA
Sciurus carolinensis (gray squirrel) is the source of this 3956-nucleotide messenger RNA. It is a transcript of the gene Phkb, whose product is annotated as phosphorylase kinase regulatory subunit beta. Gene Ontology annotation, biological process: glycogen metabolic process. Bases 489 to 3218 code for a protein of 909 amino acids. Gene Ontology annotation, cellular component: phosphorylase kinase complex. The transcript has 31 exons. The record is from RefSeq and is a predicted model, not a curated record. Lineage: Eukaryota; Metazoa; Chordata; Mammalia; Rodentia; Sciuridae. Gene Ontology annotation, molecular function: calmodulin binding.